AGCAAAGACUCAAAAAAAAAAAUUUGACAAGAAGAUGGACGUUUUUCUGCGCUGCUGCAAACGGUCAGUAAUCAGCGUCUCAAAAACAAACAUUGUGUGUUUGGAGAUGACGGCUGUGACCGGCGAGUAUUUGAGCUGCUGUUGUCUUUCUGACACCUCAGUCUGUCCGUUCUCCUCUGACUGCUGACAUCUCUGAGGCCUUUUCUGUCCCCACACCUGGCACAAAAUGGACAUUUGACCCCUCUUUAAUAUGCAACCGGGGCAACAAAUUUAUGGUUGAGUUAUUUCCAAUUCUUCCGCUUUGUUAUAUUACCAUUUAGUGUCAAUAAACUUCAUGACUGGACUUACUGAGCAGAAAACUGAAAAUCUGACAUGGAAACCGGACCGGCCUUGUCCACUGCUCCAGGCCGUAGGAUAUAUGUGAAAAGUGACAUUAGGGAUCUCUUUUCUCUGUCAGAUGUUCUCUAUGAAGAUCAGUUUGAAGGAGAUGAUCCAACGUUUACAGAACAAGAAGAAGAAAACUUUUACAGGGGGGCCCCUCCAAACUGGCUGAACUUUCACAUUAACGAGCAGGAAGCAUCAUCUGGCACUGGAACGCUUUUUAUCAAACGGGAUGGAUUUGAAAAACUCAAGGAGGAAAUUCAAAUGAAAAGAAAACUCCCUGCGAUGUCCACAGUAAAACUGUUCCACCAGUCAGGAAGCGGAGGGACUACAAUGGCAAUGCAGGCGUUGUGGGACUUAAAGAAAACCUUCCGCUGUGCAGUUCUUACAAACUCGGCCUCAAACACCACAAGAGUGGCGCAGGAAGUGGUCCAUCUUUUUACGGCAGGCAGUCUCGGUCACCAGAACACAGUACUGCUGUUACUAAAUGAUGAGCAGAUCCUUGACAAGCUCCAAGAGAGCAUUAUGAUGACCGUCAAGAAACAAAACAUAGUCACCCACAUGCCUGUGGCAGUUUUACUAAGCUGUGUGAGAAAGGAUAUCCUGCUACAAAGUAAAAAUGUUUUCCUAAAAAGAGAGCUGUCAGAGAACGAACAGCAGAAAUUCAAUGAAAAGAAGAAGGAGCUCACUGAAAAGUACGGCGAAAAGAUCAGAGAGUUCCACGGCUUUAACAUAAUGCAGACUAAUUUCUCAGAAGAAUACAUCAACAAAGCCUGCCAGAUAAUUAGAUCUUGUUCAAAAGCACGGAGACCCUUGAAGGCCGCUGCCUUUCUAUCCUUACUGAAUGCCUAUGUACCAGGAUCCUAUCUGCUGGAAUCUCAGUGCCUCGACUUCCUCAAGGAGGAAAGCAACGCUUUUGCAGACGUAUCAACGAAAGACAAAAUGCAGCCCUUUAGUCACCUCAUUGUCACCUUCCAAGAAGAUGAAAGAACAGAGAGAAAGGUCCGUAUGGCUCACCCACUGAUAGCAAAGUGUUGUACUGAAGUCCUGGCUGAUAAAGGAGUGACAAGAAGUGACACAGCAAGAAACUUCCUGAAUAAUUACGACAAAUAUGAGGACCAUGGGACGUUCCCAAUAUAUUUGCUUAAUUUCAUUAAAGACAUGUUGACCAAAAGAGAAUUUAAAACAAAACUUGACCCAAACAGCAGCUUAGAGGUUAAGGGGGAAAAAGAGAGAUUUUCAAAACUCAUUCUGGAUAUCCAACAAGAUGACAAGGUCCAGUGUGCGCCCGUCUUAAAGGUGGCAUCAAAUAAAUUUCCUCACGAUCCCUUUUUUCCUCAAGCUCUUGCUCGUUUCUACUACAUAGAGUUAAAAGAUUACAACCUAGCCGAAAUGUGGGCAAAGAGAGCAAAGGAAAGAGAUCCCCAAAAUUCCUUCAUCGCUGAUACUUUGGGUCAGGUCCACAAGAACUGCCUCAAGAACAUAGGGGAAACUUCAAACCCAAGACAAGUCUUGCUGCUAGCCAAAAAAGCUAUUGAGGCUUUCAAGCAUGAAGAACAACUUGCGGAAGAAGAACAUCAGAUGGACAUCUCUGGCGAUAGGACAGUUCAAUUCUCAAAUAUGUUCAACUGCAGAGGGCAGUUUGGGUUUGUACAGGUCUGCAACCUUCUCUAUGACUUACUUGUGAAGAAAAACGAACGAUGGGAAGCAGUUCUUACAAAGAAGGUGUCCUUUGGUUCUGUCCUGAAAGAAUUUGGAGACAACAAACUUUACAGAUUCAAUGAUCUGGUAAACAACCUUAAAGGAGACCUUCAGAAAAAAGCUGAGUUUUUUGCAGAGUAUCUGACCUUCUCAAAGCUCAGCAUAGAGAGAGAUGACCCUGAAUACAUUUCGGAAGAAACCUAUGAAUGUCAAAAAAAGUUUGUUGGUUACUCACUGUCAGCAGAGGUCAUACCAAACACCAAUCAGUGUAAGCAUGAGCUUCAGCAGAACCUUGCAACAACAUCUGCAGGAGUGCUUGCAUGCAUGGACAGAGAGUACUCUGAAGAUCUACUCAAGUGUAUAGCCAAAGGUUGGAAAAAAGUAUGGUCAAAGACAAAGUCCAGAUCAAAUGAAGCCAACUACAUUCUGGCUUACAUUUUGUCCCGGAACUUGAGAGCAACCUUUCCUGAUUCUCCUGAAGCUUUAAUUCAAAGUUUCAAACAGGGAAAACCGCCGGAUCACAGUAAUCCUCCUGAGCAGCACAUGCUAGCCUUACUUUUGUCGUGGCCCGCAAACAGUGAAAAUAAAAGUAGCUUUGAUCUGAACCAACAAAUCCAGGAAAUGGGCCGCUCAUAUGAAAAGGCAUACCGGAAGUACUUUAGAUCAAGAUACCUCCUACCUCUGUUUUUCAUCGGAAAAGGACAAGAUCUGGACAGACUUGUUCACAGAAAAGUUCUCGAGCAUCUGUUCUUUGAGCACAGCCAAGGAACGGAUUCAGACUGCAAAAUGAAAGACUGGACAAAUGAAGACAUAUUCAAAGAUGGCAAGGUCAAAGAACGCCUGAUCAAGUUUGAAGGGGUAGUAAGGAACUACAGUUUGUUCCUUCCUGUUGGUAGCAAACAGAUUGAAAUUGAAGCCAAUCUACAAAGAAGUCUCUGGAAAGCACGGCAAGUUUCCUUUUUCCUUGGAUUCACCAUCAGAGGUCCAGUGGCCUUUGACAUCCAGACUAAAAAGGUAGAAAGAGAGCUGAGAGAGUUGGAAGGUUCAAACCCAGAAGAACCAGUCUGAAGGCCCGUCCCUUCCACUACGUGACUGUUAUUUUCUCUGAAAUCUACAUUUUUUUCUUCUAUUUGUUUAUCUUUCAUUCAUAAGUCGGUUUUUCAUGUUACAUCAGUCUUGUUUUUGGCUUUGGUAGUUUGGAUUUGUGGGUUUGUUUGGGUUAAUCAGAGGGACCUGAAUGCAGUGGACAAGAACACUAGAAGAAGUUACCAAUUGAUGUCGUCUCCCUAUUUUUGUUUUGUCGGCUGAGGUCAGUUUUUGUUUUCUUUUGUCAUUUUGUAAGAUUUAUUUGAAUCAAACUUUGGUGAAAUUGUUGCAACCUAUUGUUAUGUUCUAAGUGAAUGAGUCAGUUUAGUAGGUACUUUGUUGUUGAUCAAACAUUUUUGUUAAGUUAACUUUAAAUCUACAAAGAAUGUGUGUGAAUAAACAUAAGGGAAAUGCAGUGAAGUAAAUUUAAUGUUUGAGAUGUUAAAAAAUAAAACUUGAGAUUUUCCUGUGUUAAAUAUUUUUGGUAAAUUAGCAGUUUCAUCUUGCCUCUGAACUUGAGUUAACAUAUGGGACAAUGUACAGAAACAAUCAUGUCAAAAGACUUGCUAUGCAUCGUAUUUAGCCACUAGCUAAGAUCUAUCUGUAGUUUUACUGAAACAAAGCAGUAUAAAUUAAAUGCGAUAAAAAUCCACACACAUACUAAGCUAAAACAUUACUGAGCCGAUAAAGAUAUUUCAUUGUGUGCAGUUUAGCUUUCCAACCGUUGCAUUUAUAUUCUUAAAUUGGACAUCGACUAUCUUGAGCACCAAUUCAAAACAUCUGCAUUUACAUUUUGACGAGGUAAAGAAAAAUUCAAAAUAUUCGAAUACAUUUUGAC
Poecilia latipinna (sailfin molly) is the source of this 4006-nucleotide messenger RNA. Its product is annotated as sterile alpha motif domain-containing protein 9-like. The record is from RefSeq and is a predicted model, not a curated record. Gene Ontology annotation, cellular component: cytoplasm. Bases 373 to 3150 code for a protein of 925 amino acids. Lineage: Eukaryota; Metazoa; Chordata; Actinopteri; Cyprinodontiformes; Poeciliidae. The transcript is spliced from 3 exons.